Messenger RNA from Arabidopsis arenosa, 1330 nucleotides. The record is from the annotation of a GenBank genome assembly. NCBI's taxonomy places the organism in Eukaryota, Viridiplantae, Streptophyta, Magnoliopsida, Brassicales, Brassicaceae.
GCUCUUCAUUUCCAUAGAGAGAGAGAGAGAAAGAGCUUCGUCUUCAUCUCCAAUCUCCAUCAUUAUCUCCAUUGACAUUGUUCUCAUUUAAUAAUAAUUCACACAAGCAGCAUUCAUUCAUCUCUCAAAUCCUCCUGACAAAAAUGGAGAAAUCAGAUCCUCCUCCACCAAAGCCCGCCACUAUCAUCCCCUCCGAUCCGAUCCCAUCUUCUUCCUUCCACCGCCGAUCUCGCUCCGAUGAUAUGUCAAUGUUCAUGUUCAUGGAUCCCCUCUCCUCCGGCGCACCACCUUCCUCCGAUGACCUUCCCUCCGACGACGAUCUCUUCUCUUCUUUCAUCGACGUCGAUAGCCUCACCUCUGAUCCCAAUCCCUUUCCUAAUCCUUCCCUCUCCUCCAACUCCGCUUCCGGCGCCAAUCCUCCUCCGCCGUCCUCUCGUCCUCGCCACCGCCACAGCAAUUCCGUUGACGCUGGGUGCGCCAUGUAUGCAGGUGAAAUCAUGGACGCUAAGAAAGCUAUGCCUCCUGAAAAACUCUCUGAGCUUUGGAACAUCGAUCCCAAACGCGCCAAAAGGAUUUUAGCGAAUCGACAAUCUGCAGCUCGAUCCAAGGAGAGAAAAGCUCGAUACAUUCAAGAACUUGAGCGUAAAGUUCAAUCUCUUCAAACCGAAGCUACCACUCUCUCUGCUCAGCUCACUCUUUACCAGAGAGAUACAAAUGGACUUGCAAAUGAAAACACAGAGCUGAAACUCAGGUUACAAGCCAUGGAACAACAAGCUCAGCUUCGUAAUGCUCUAAACGAAGCGUUGAGGAAAGAAGUUGAAAGGAUGAAGAUGGAGACAGGAGAGAUCUCUGGUAAUUCAGAUUCAUUUGAUAUGGGAAUGCAGCAGAUUCAGUAUUCUUCUUCAACGUUCAUGGCAAUUCCACCAUAUCAUGGCUCAAUGAACGUCCAUGAUAUGCAGAUGCAUUCUAGUUUCAAUCCUAUGGAGAUGUCGAAUUCUCAAAGCGUAUCGGAGUUUCUACAGAACGGGCGAUUGCAAGGGCUAGAGAUAGGUAGCAAUAGCUCAAGCUUAGUCAAAUCUGAAGGACCUUCUCUCUCUGCUAGUGAGAGCAGCUCUGCCUAUUGACAACAAGAUUACGGCGAGGCUGAAUUUCUGUUAAUAGGCUUUUGUUUUUCAAUUCAUUUGAUUAUUUAUUCUUUUUUUUGAGGUGUCAUUGUGGAAGAAAGAACGUAUAAAAUUGUGUUGGUAAUGUGUUGUGAGUUUCAUUGUUUGCUACUCCCAUUGUUUGUUCUACAAGGAACAAAGGAGACUAAUAAAUUUCAUUUUCUUUG